Messenger RNA from Patella vulgata (common limpet), 1785 nucleotides. Its product is annotated as nephrin. Bases 88 to 1224 code for a protein of 378 amino acids. Gene Ontology annotation, molecular function: protein binding. The record is from RefSeq and is a predicted model, not a curated record. The transcript has 6 exons. Lineage: Eukaryota; Metazoa; Mollusca; Gastropoda; Patellidae.
AACUACACCAACAUCAAUACCUUCACUAUACCACAAGCUACAUGUCUGGAUACUGGUGUCUAUACAUGUGAAGCUACAAAUAACGAAAUGCCAAAUUUUCAGUACAAGCAAUCACUCACACUCUUAGUUAAAUGUUCACCUAGACAAGAUACUAGAGUUAUAACAACAUCUAUAGUUGGUGGUAAUAUAAGAGAUAUAGUACAACUGGUAUCUGAUGUUAUAUCCUAUCCACCACCAACUUUCACAUGGUAUUAUAAUAAUAUAACUACUGGAGAUGUUGAACCUAUCUAUAAUGAUGAUGUCUUUAAACAGAUUGAUACCAGUAUCUCUAUCAAUACUUAUAGAUCAACAUUAACUAUCAACAUUACAUCCAACAUCUUCUAUACAUCAUAUACAGUCAAUGUAUCUAAUAAUAUUGGUUAUACAGAAAUAGAGUACCAGGUAACAGCUCUGUCUAAACCUGAUGUACCUUCUAACAUCAACUCAUUACCACCAAGUCAUGACAGUAUCUGUAUUAUAUGGACACCAGGAUUUAAUGGUGGAGGUCAACAAGAAUUUAUUGUUCAACAUUCAGUAGAUAAUAAAACCUGGACUAGUUCUACACCUCUACCAGAAUCUAAACCUGAUUAUUGUAUAAAGAAUCUACAAGCUGAUACAACAUAUUAUAUUAGAGUUAUAGCUAGAAAUAAAUAUGAUGAUAGUCAACCAGUUUAUCUGAUAUCAUCUGAUGGUUCUUCUACAAUACAAACAUUAGCUAGAGUCGAUUCAUCACCACCAACUGUACCACCAGAUUCUAAUACAGGUUUAAUAGCAGGACUUGUUGUUACUGUUGUUAUUAUUAUUUUUAUGGCAGUGGUCGUUGUUAUUCUCGUACGAAAAAUAAAACAACGAACGGGCAAGGACGAAUCAUCAACAUAUGCUGGUUUAGAUCUAGAGACUAGAACAGCUACUGGUGUAGAUGAUACAACAUACCAAGGUCUACAACAUUAUGUUAAUCUACAACCAUCUUCUACUGAUAUUGUCAAUACACAGAAUAACCAGAAUUACGACUCACUUCAACAAAUAGAACCAACUACAGUAUAUGAUAGUCUGAAUACAGUAGACAGUAGUCUGAAUACAGUAGAAGAUAGAACCAGAACAGACAAUUCCACAACCACAUUCGCCAAUAUAAACAGGGACGAGAAAAGUGCUUAUGUUAAUCUUGGGAUACAGUCCAACAUAUAAAUGGGAGACAACUCUACACAAUUAACAAUGGUAAAGAUGAUAUUAGCGUCUGGAUAAAAACAAUACUGUUCUAUAAAAAUACCGAGACUGUAUUCAAGGCAGAUAACCCGCUACUCACGUGUUGAAUUUAACUUUAUAACCGGACUGCUAGGUUAAACCCCAUGCAAUCCAUGUUGUCUUCCUAAACGCCAUACUAUUUGUCUGUACUAUGUAUAGUGAUUAAAACUUGUUUUUUUUGUUGGAAUGCUUCUCUGGAUGAUUGGUGACGUGUUGUUUACUAUUUAAACAUACAUUAUGCAAGAGCUAAAUCUGCCUAUUGCAGGUCUUUCUUUAGGCCUGAAAUGUUAUCUAAAUUAUUAAUUAUACAUUAAUUAACUUAUCCAGACCAUAAUCAACUCUAGCCUGCGAUCUUAAGUGGAUUGUGAUCCGAUUUACUGCUUAACUUUCCUUCUCGAUUAAACAAUUAAAUGGAUAAUCGAGACUAUGCUGUUUAACGUACUGACUUUAGUAAUGAUGACCGAGGCUGGGCGGAAAUUUUAUUCGCUUAGUUCUUGGUUCAUA